Messenger RNA from Peronospora matthiolae, 3252 nucleotides. The record is from the annotation of a GenBank genome assembly. NCBI's taxonomy places the organism in Eukaryota, Oomycota, Peronosporomycetes, Peronosporales, Peronosporaceae.
AUGGUCCAAGGCGUUUUCAGCCUGCUGCUGCUCCUCUGGACCGGCGUCUCGGCCGUGCCUGGCGCUGACCUGAAGCUGCCGCUGCCAUUCCCCGUGACGACCCACCCGCUUCAGUUACCGUCGAGUCUCUUUGCUGCCUCGGAGCGACUUCCGCUGAACGCCCAUGUCGUCAAUUCGUCGACGAUGGGGAACCCGAAGCUGCUGGCGGACGUGCCGUUCCCUACAGGCGCUUGGUGGACGAACUUGGUGCUGGCUGAGGGUAAAUCUGCCAUCGCGUCCCUCCCGUACGUCUUCAAGAUCCUGAGCGAGAAGCUGCACGUGAGUUACCCAUUCCGAGUUGUGACGCCCACGGACAUUGUCGAAGGGUUCAUAGCCCAGAUGGUCUUCAGCUCUCAGCCGUCAAGUAUAUCGUCGCUGCCCAUGGCGCAUCAGGUGGUGGACUUUGACGACUUUAGCACUACCGUGCGCUUCAGUCGAGGUCAGACCGAAGAGUUCCGCGUGUUUCUCGUGCGUGGCUCUCCGUAUAUUACAAUGGAGUUCAGACACAGUCGGCCCCUGAUUGAAGCCAUGGACGGACUGCAGAUUGUGCACUUUGAGAGGCUGCUAGGGCUGAAGCUGAUGAAUGGGGACGACGUGCCGUUUGCCACGUUCGCUGCGGAGCUGAACAACGGACAGACGUGGUACGUGUAUGCGUCGGAUUCGACUUUGGAGCUUCAACUAAACAGCAAUCGACAACUAACGACCGACAUGGAGUUCACGGGCGUGCUGAGAGUAGCUCUUUGUCUUGAUGCCAAACUUUGGCCACAUCUGCUCGAGUCGGCGUCAAUAUACGCUGUUGGAGGUGAAGUGGUACACUCAAUGAAUCCUCAAGACCCGGAAAAGGCUCUGCUUGAUUUUCAGUGGAAGACAAGGAGCUUUUCGACAUUUCACGGCCAAACGGACGAGGUUACGGCUGAAGAGAACGAAAAGUUGUUGAUGCUGACGCUACCGCAUCACCUGGAUGUGAUGCAAGUGCAAAAAGGUGCUGGAAAAUUAAAGGAGGGAAAGAAUCGAGUGUUGCCCAAGCUGAAGUACAUCUGUAUUCGCGGCCCGAUGCAAGGCAUCUUCGGGGAUGUGUGGCAUAUGCAAGAGAUGCUUACACCCGUCGAAUGGAACUACGCUGAGGAGGGACUUUUCAGUGAGGAUUUCAGCAGCAGCUCGGUCGACAACAAGCGGAAACGACUUAACAUGCGUGAAACAGUCAAACAGGCUAUUUUCCACGAGCUUUCUAUUGAUGCUGACAAGUACCCGCAACCAUUGAGUCCUGACGUAUAUAACUUCGGGAAACAAGUGAGUCGAGACGCGCGGCUGCUAUUGAUUGCGGACAAGUUUGGACAGGAGGAAAUGAAGCUCAAACUGUUGACAAAGAUCGAGAUGGAGCUGGUCGAUUGGCUCAACGCAACAAAUGCCAACCACUUUGUGUACGACCAGACUUUUGGUGGCGUGAUUACAAACGAUGGAUGGCAUAACAAGGAAGCUGACUACGGCAACGGAUAUUACAACGACCACCACUUCCACUACGGUUACUUAAUCUACGCGCUUGCUGCGAUUCGGAAACUUGAUCCGAACUUCAUCGCAGAAAAUUCGCAGGCUUGUGCACUGCUGAUCGGUGAUAUUGGAACGCCGCUGCUGAACAGCAACACGCCCUUUUUCAACGAUCUACCGGCGCAGUUACUAUUCCCAACGGCACGCCACAAAGAUUGGUUCGUGGGUCACUCGUACGCUAGUGGUCUAUUCCCCAUGGAGGUUGGCAAGUCCCAGGAAAGCAGCAGUGAAUGCAUCAACGCCUAUUACUCUCUCACGCUCUUUUCGUCCCUGGAUAAGGACGCCAGUAAUGGUCAAGGACACAGCUCAUAUCAUCAAUUCGCACGCCUUCUGCUUGCCACAGAACUGCGCUCAGUGAAAAAGUACUGGCAUAUGCGUCAAAACUCGGACAUCUAUGAGCCCGUCUUCGCGAAAAACGCCAUGGUGGGUGUCGUGGGUGAGCUAAGCGUCGUGUACAACACGUGGUUCGGCAACCGUGCAGUCUACAUCCACGGCAUAAAUAUGCUUCCUUUCACACCGAUCACGCCACAAUUACUGGACGAGAAAUUCGUCGCGCGCGAGUACCCAAUAUUGAGUCAAGAUCUACCAGAUCUGGACCCACACGACAUUUGGCGCUCUAUCGUUGUGAUGGAUCAUGCGAUCUUAGAUGCAGCGGAAGGUUGGGAAGAGCUGACAAAAACCGUGGAGUCGUUCGAUACAUGGUCGUCGCGCACGAACGCCAUGUAUUGGAUUGCAACUCGUCCGUCAUGGUUUGAACAAAAGAAUCGACGGGAGCUACGUGGUCCACCCGUUGACGUGGAAACAACGUGCUUUGGGUAUCCGGCUUGUGCUUCCGCAGGAGUAAAUGGCACGGCACUAAUGUGCUGUGGCACGUUGCCUGGGUGCUGCCCGAGUGCGCUUGGUUGUUGCCCACAAGAUUCGUCCGAUGAUCUGCCGAGCAAUGCAUGCUAUGGUGAACAUGAAUGCGCUGUGCUAGGACUUGGCUGCUGCAACAGCAUCGAUGGUUGUUGUGACCCCGAUUCUGUCUCCGGCACCGUGCUAGGCUGUUGCAAAAAUCAACACGUUUUGGCAAGCAACGUGACUUAUAAGGCGGAGGGUCAGCUGAAGGGCUCGGCGUUUUGCUUUGGUGAACCACUAUGCGAAGCAGCCAAUCUCGACUGCUGUAGUGCACCAGGUGGCUGUUGCUCGAACGCAGAAAGCAAAUUGGGCUGCUGCUUAUCAAAAAAGACUUCAGCAGCCGGAUCCAGUGCCCCUCACUCUGGUCAAGACUCUUGUCACGGACAGCCUUUGUGUGGUGCUGCUGGUCUGGAUUGCUGUAGCUGGGAUGGAGGUUGCUGCAAGCCCGAUCCCGUGACUGGAGGAAAGUUAGAUUGUUGCCAGGAUGAGCGUGCUGACAAGCCAUCACGCGACACACGUCCUGUCCAUAUUGGUAAUGUCGAGGAGAACGACGGUUCACAGGACAGCCCAGGCGAGUUUAACUCUGGAAUCACCCGCAUCUUGAUCGGUCUAGGGAUGGCGAUCAUGCUCGUUUUGACGGUGUAUGCUGUAGGUUUGUGCUACCGACGCCGUGGCUACUCCAACAUUGACGGUGACAUGCGCGCGCUUUACUGUGCCGGGUUGAUGGUCGGCGUCAUCGCCUUCUUCAUUUUCCUAGUCGUGACAUCUUAA